UUGCCAAUGCAAAAAAAUCACUUUUUUAUGACCUUGCUAGGCUGCAAUGAGUUGCUCUGCUAAUCGCACCGUCUUUGUCUUCACAGUGUUGCUCGAGGUCUCAUAAUUCUUAUUCAUUUACUACAUUCCAGUGCGCUUGGAAUCUUUCUGUCCGUCGAAUUCAAGGACGCCGCAUUUCAGCACAUACACAUUCACAGACAGCGGCAAUGGGCACCAACAAGACAAAGAAAGAGAAACGGUUUGAGAAGUUUGUGGAGAAGCAAGUGAAGAAGGAUGAGCGGGCUACUUUGUUUGAGAAGCUCGGCAGCUCAACCUGGAAAAGCGAUCUGAUGCGGUCAUCUAAGACGCUCGGUCGCAAGACAGAGACACAGCGGGAGAAGCUUUUGCGCGCAGUCACAGAGGAGAGGCUUGGCCUGGCCCAGUCAGACCAGAGCGUCCGCUUGUACGUUUCCGAGCGUGAUUCCGACGAUGUGCGCAUUGAGGCCGAUAAGCUAGUCAGGGGCAGUGCGCCGGAGGUUCCAUUGCACCCACUGGGCAAGAAGAGGAGAAAGAAGAACAAAAGCAAACAAAAGGGCGCCGCCCAGGACGCCGAUGCCCCGGAGGCUGAUCCGACGGACAUGACAAAUGACGCGUUGGAGCCAGUCUCUGAGAUUGUGCGCAACAACGAACCUGCUCCAGAAUCGCUCAAACGCCCGAUCGAGAGUGUGGUGGCUGGCAGCGCGCUGGCCUCGUCCAAAAUUAUCAAGCGCAAGCGGCAAAAGAAGGGCCGCAUUUUGGAAAAGCUAGGACUGGUCGAGAGGCUCGAGGAAAGCAGCGAGGACGAGCAAAUCGACGAGUCGUCGGAAUUCGACAGCUCGGCGUCCGAGAACGAAUCAGACAACGAAGCCAAUGUCAAUGGCGAUAGUGCUAUCGAUAGCACCACUAGCGAAGGUGCAGACUUGAUAGUGCAGUUUCCGGUGGCCGCCAAGGAGCUUGUUAAAGUACCGACGCCCGAGCCAAAAGUUUACUACACUGGGAGCAUGCUCAAGCCUCUCCUGUGCAAGCGUGGCAUCAUUGAUGACAGCGUCAGCUCCGAAGCCAAAGGCAAAUCAUACUACGUCCAACAGAUCAUGGAGGCGAUUGCUGAGAACCCGGUCAUCGUGCUCAGCGGUGAGACCGGUUCUGGUAAGACCACGCAGAUUCCCCAGUUUCUAUUUGAAGCCGGCAUGUCCCAUCGCGUGUCCGAGGAGCUGGGCAACUUUGGCCAUACAGUCUCUCACCAGGUGCGGUUCGACACAAAUGUUUCCGAUGAUACCCGCAUCAAGUUCAUGACCGAGGGUGUCCUGCUCCGCGAGCUGGCCAGCGACCUGCUUUUGACCAAGUACUCGGUGAUAAUUACUGAUGAGGCCCACGAGCGGUCUCUCAACACCGACAUUCUGUUGGGCGUCUUGUCCCGUGUGGUGCGUCUGCGCCAAAAGUUAUCUUCCGAGAACCCCGAAAAGACCCGUCCGCUCAAGCUGAUCAUUAUGAGUGCCACUUUGCGCGUCGAUGACUUUGUCAAGAACACGCGACUCUUCCAGGUGCCACCCCCAAUUAUUAACGUGCAGGCGCGCCAGCACUCGGUUCGUGUCCAUUUUAAUCGGCGCACUCCGGCACCGGGCCAGCAUCUCGCUGAGGUCAUCAAGAAGCAGGCAAGGUCCACCAGCGGCUUCCUGACGGCAGCUGCAGUGGCACCUUCUGCAAAUGCGCUGGAGGCAAGCGUAGAGGACGAAGACAUUGACAUCGGUGACUACGACAUGUUCAACGCCGAUGGCGAGCUGCAGGACGACUUUACGAUGGACUCGGAGGAGGACUCGGAGGAGGAGGACAUUAUUGUCGGCGGCGACGAUGAAGAGGAGCGCAGGCUUUUGCUCAGCGAGAACAUCAAGGCAUGCCGCGAAGGCAGAUGCCAAGGGCAAUGUCGACAAGAAAAUGCAAACCCAGCCCCAUUGUAUGUGUUGCCCCUGUACUCGCUCCUGCCGGCCGACCAGCAGCUGAAGGUGUUUGCUCCCCCGCCGCCAGGCAUGCGUCUGUGCGUUGUGGCCACCAAUGUCGCCGAGACGUCGAUUACCAUCCCUGGUAUCCGUUAUGUGAUUGACACAGGCCUGGCCAAGGAGAAGACCUACGACGCGCAGACGCAGGUUCAAAGCUUUGAAAUCGGGUGGACCAGCCAGGCAUCCUCAAACCAGCGCAUGGGCCGUGCUGGCCGAACUGGCCCCGGCCAUUGCUACCGCAUCUUCUCCAGUGCGGUGUUUAAUGACCAGUUCGUCAAGUUCUCAGAGCCCGAGAUCAUGCGCAUGCCCAUCGAGGGCGUUGUGCUGCAGAUGAAGGCGAUGAACCUCGACAACGUGACAAACUUCCCGUUCCCCACUCCCCCCAACCGGUCGGUGCUCACGCGGGCCGAGCGGCUGCUCACUUGGCUUGGCGCUCUGGACGGCAAGGGUCACAUCAACGACCUUGGCCGGCUCAUGUCUGUAUUCCCGGUGGCGCCGCGCUUUGCCAAGAUGCUGAUUGUUGGCCAGCAACACGGCUGCCUGCCGUAUGUGAUCAGCAUCGUCGCUGCUCUCUCGGUGGGAGACCCAUUCAUCAAAGAGUUCAACCUGGAUCCCGACAACAUCUCUGACGCCGAAAUUGCCAGGCUCGGGUUUGAGGACCAGGUCGCAGCGUCCGAGGCCCGCAAUAUGACCAACGAGGAAAUGGCAGCAAAGGAGCAGCAGCGCGUUAGCCGGCGAAAGUACUGGAACACGCAGGCAAAGCUUGCCGGCACUGAGCCGACGAGUGACGUGCUCAAGUGGCUCACGGUUGUUGGUGCAUUCGAGUAUGCCGGCGGGACCGAGGCCGCGGCCAAGGAAUACUAUGUGCGCGCAAAGGCCAUGGGCGAAGUGCGCAAGCUGCGCGGCCAGCUGACAAACUUAGUCCAAAUGUACUGCCCAGGUAUCGACGUUGCGAUGGACCCGCAGAUGCCGCCGCCGUCCAAGCUUCAGCAGUCAGUCAUUCGCCAGAUCGUUCUCGCUGGGUUUAUGGACCACGUUGCAGUGCGCGGCGACAUUGCGGGCUACCAGGACCCUGAUGAGGAGGCCAAUAUCAAGCGGCGCGGCAUGCAUGCAGUGCCAUACAUCACCAUGUGGGGCUCAGAGCCGGUGUACAUCCACCCUGAGAGCGUGGCAUACAUUGCUGCGCGUGGCUCUGGCAGCAUGCCGCAGACAAUUGUCUUUGCUGAGCUCCAGCGCACAACGCGACUGUGGGCCAAGGUCGUGACUAUUGUCAACGCCAAGUGGCUCGCGACCAUCGGCCAGCCACUGUGCACCUUUGGCAACCCGCUGCCGUACCCGUUGCCCAAGUACAACGACACCCGCGACCAAAUGGUCUGUUAUGUCGAGCCCCGGUUUGGCCCGAAGAGCUGGCCGCUGUCGAUGGUUAAGGUUGAGGAAUCAAGAUCAGGAGCGCGCUGGCAGAUUACCAAGGUGAUUGGUUGAUCACAACGCGCAUUUUGCAACACGUUAGAAUGGAAAGCGCGUUUCGCGUUGUCCAGUGUUUUUUCCUCACCUGUCUGUUUCGUGUUUA
Molecule: messenger RNA, 3582 nt
Organism: Kickxella alabastrina
Lineage: Eukaryota; Fungi; Kickxellomycota; Kickxellomycetes; Kickxellales; Kickxellaceae
Product: P-loop containing nucleoside triphosphate hydrolase protein
Exons: 5
Coding region: 207-3494 (1095 amino acids)
Biological process (GO): maturation of SSU-rRNA from tricistronic rRNA transcript (SSU-rRNA, 5.8S rRNA, LSU-rRNA)
Cellular component (GO): intracellular anatomical structure; nucleolus
Molecular function (GO): RNA binding
Source: RefSeq, a predicted model, not a curated record